Molecule: messenger RNA, 1524 nt
Organism: Sporisorium graminicola
Lineage: Eukaryota; Fungi; Basidiomycota; Ustilaginomycetes; Ustilaginales; Ustilaginaceae
Exons: 1
Coding region: 1-1524 (507 amino acids)
Source: RefSeq, a predicted model, not a curated record
AUGUCGAAACGAUCCGCUUCGUCGUCCACCUCCACACUCACUGCUUCUUCCCCCGGAAAGCGCACGAAAAGCAGCAUACCAGCAAAUUACUCCGAAUCCUCAUCGCUCACACCUUCAAUAGCGCCCAUUCAAGUGGUGCGUCUUUCUUCGACACAUCCAGAAUGGCCCGCUCCUCCCUCAAAGCUGCAAGAAGCUACCGAAUUCCUGCAGACAUGUGCAGCCUCACCUCCAUCAGAACGAAUCCUCCUCGUGCCAGACAAGGAUGCAGAUGGACUCUGUUCCGGCGUCACAAUGUACCGCACUCUGGUCCAUGCUCUUGGCAUCGACCCAUCCCGCAUCGACAUCCAUCUCAUGACCAAGGGCAGCAAUCCUUCGGCGGAAACACAGCGCAUUUGCAUGACCGAGUAUGGAGCCAAAUGGAUCAUUGUGCUCGAUCAAGGCUCUCGCAAUGGGCCACCUCUCGUUCCCGGCGCAGAGCACGGGUGGGGAUCUGCGCAUCCAGACACUGUGCGCACAAUGGUGGUGGACCAUCACUGGCUGCCGGAAGGCAACCCGGGUCCACAGGGUUGCCUGAUGCUCAAUGCGUGUCAUCACAAGCCGGUCGCCACCGCCUCGCUGCUCACCUGGAUUCUAUGUCGCCCUCUGUGGUCAGACGAAGAGCUCGCGCAGGUUCAAAUCGAUUACGUCGCAGUCUUAGGCACAAUGGGAGAUCUGAGCGUCAACGUCGACUGGUCCGCACCGUUCCCCGACCUCACACCUGAGGUCAGGAAAUGGACCAAAAAACGCCUCGGCUCAGCCAUCGCGCUUCUCAACGCUCCCAGACGCACACCCGACUUUGACGUCAUCACCGCCUGGUCUGCGCUCCUCGCCUCCACCUCGCCCCUCACCAUCCUUGACCCGGCUACCAACGAGAAUGCUGCACGGCUGUACGAAGCGCGGGAUGCCGUGUCGCUCGAGACGGAAAGGUGUACACACACUCCGCCCAAGUUUUCCAAGGAUGGGCGCGUAGCCGUGUUGCGCAUCACGUCAGCGUACCAGGUGCAUCCGUCGAUUGCAACCCGUUGGACCGGUUCGCUCAAGAGUAAGAACUUGCAGGUCGUCAUGUGCGCCAAUGACGGGUAUACACCUGGAAUGGUCAAUUUCAGCUGUCGGAUUGCGGCCGUGGCGAAGAAGAGGGGUGAGGAGGUCAACAUCAUCACGAUCCUGAACAGCUACGCGGAUCAAGAUGCAGAGUGGAAGAGGGAAGUGAUGGAGGCUGUGGGUGGGGACGCGUUUAAUGGACAUCCACAGGCAAGUGGUGGUAUCUUUCCGAAAGAGCAUUGGGACAAAUUUUAUGAGUUGAUGCAGGUCGGUGUGCCUCCUGACGGAUCUUCUCGAGCCGGAGGCGAAGGAGGGGCAGGGGCCAAAGUAAGCAAGACCAAGUUGCCGGCGCAAAAGAACAAUUUGCUGGCGAUGGGAUUCUCCACCUCGCCCAAGAAGAAGCCGCCGUCACAACCACAAACCGAGCAAGAUGCACCAUCUUGA